Messenger RNA from Plenodomus lingam JN3, 1392 nucleotides. RefSeq lists its product as uncharacterized. Lineage: Eukaryota; Fungi; Ascomycota; Dothideomycetes; Pleosporales; Leptosphaeriaceae. The record is from RefSeq and is a predicted model, not a curated record.
AUGCAGGUCCACGCAGUGCCUGAUUCGGAGCGCGCAUUCGAUUCGACAGGGAGGAAGCUACCUUGGGCGUAUGAGUUCGCAGACUCCGACCAAAAUCAACGGCGCAUCCCAGAGGAGAGAGGACCGUUUGGCAAACCCAGACAACGCGGUACAUCACGAGCCAAAACCCCAACCACCAAAAGCGACGCCGACAAAGCCCAAAGCGAUAACCUCCGUGCAAUCGACGACAUCUUCGGCCGCUUCAAACAAGAAGAGGAGAAGAGACGUUCUCUAUCCGCCCGCCCAAACACUGCACUCCCACCCUCUGCAUCAGCGCCCAAUCUUAUUGACGCUAGCAACGGUCCAACUACGUCCUUCGGUCCUGGCGCAUCCGCCAGCGCAGCCCACUCCCGCGAGCCCAAAGAAGUCAUUCUCUAUGGCUACGGCCCAGACGCGCAAUGGGCGGCGAUAGCACACUACGAAAAAGUGUCCAAUGGCAUCAUCUACGAGGAAUAUGACCGUGAGCCGUACAAUAAUAAGUUCGGGUACGCGUUUGCCUCACAGCGUGCCUCGCAUUACCGGGCACUGUCCAAGUCUGCGCUGAGGAAAAUCAAUGAGUUUGUGGGCGGCGAUCACUGGAUCAAAGUGACAUUUGACAGUGCCGAGGCGGCGGAGAUGGCGUGCCAUUACAGUCCCAAGAGCAUACAGGGCUGGUUGGUGUACGCGGAAAUGUAUAGGGGUACUCCACCGACGAUUGGGGACGUGGCGUUACGGGCAGAGGCCGGCGGAGCCAGCCAGACUGCGUCGCCGAAUACAGUGUCGAGUGGAACUCUGAUGUCGGGCACUACCUCUACAUCGCAGUCUUCCACCACGGCGUCCUCGGCUACGGCAACAGCUGCAGCACCGGCUUCGCAUGCUGCAGGUCUCUCUCGCUCAAUCACCGAGCCAGCAUUCAUGCGAAGAAGCGGCGCAUUCCCUAUAAACGACUACGACACGCCGCUUGAUCAGGCACACAUCCCAUCAUCCCAAUCCCAACUCUUCAACAACAACAACAGCAACACCACCACCAACCAAAUCCCCACCCCCCAACCCCCCUCCAUCACUACAGCCACAAACCCCCGCCCAAACCGCGCAACCCUCCGCCUCAGAAACGCAAAACCAGCCCCCUUCCUUCCCCCAGAAAAAGCCUUCCUUCCCGCAAAACCCCGCUGGCAACAAACAUUUGGCUCCUGGCCUGUCCUCGGCUGGAUCAUUGGCUCCGGCCACGGCUUGAUUGGCGAUCAGGUGCCUAGGAAGGAAGACGGCUCCUUUGAUCUCGCGGGCGCGAGUUUGUACUGGCGGCUUUGGUAUAUGGUUGAUGGUUGUCUUGGAUCGGAUUUUUGUGGGGUGAGGGAUGCAGAGUAUGAUGAUUGA